Messenger RNA from Penicillium samsonianum, 1245 nucleotides. RefSeq names its product M20 family metallopeptidase. Gene Ontology annotation, molecular function: dipeptidase activity. Lineage: Eukaryota; Fungi; Ascomycota; Eurotiomycetes; Eurotiales; Aspergillaceae. The coding region runs from base 1 to 1245 and encodes 414 amino acids. The transcript has 4 exons. The record is from RefSeq and is a predicted model, not a curated record.
AUGUUGCCAGUACAGGGACAAGCAGAGAUCAUCCACAAGGUCUGUGGGGCCUUGGAUAAGUAUGAAUCCAAGCUCAGUGAGAUCAAUCAAAAGAUCUGGUCCAACCCCGAGCUGGCAUUCAAGGAGUAUAACGCCCACGACAAUAUCUGCGAGUUUUUCGAGUCGCUCGGAGCUGGAUACGAGGUUCAUAGAAAGGCUUAUGGGGUUGAGACGGCACUCGAGGUGAUCUAUAGCCGUGGCGAGGGUGGGCGUACCGUUGCUUUCAAUGCAGAAUACGAUGCCCUUCCAGGCAUGGGACAUGCAUGUGGACAUAAUCUGAUCGCUACAAGUUCGAUUGCGGCCUUCCUAGCUACCUGCGAGGCAAUGAGUACUUUGUACUCCGAUGGAAUUGGGUAUUCAGUUCGGCUGCUGGGGACUCCUGCCGAGGAGGGUGGUGGUGGAAAGCUCCUGCUCAUCAACGCGGGAGCAUACAAAGAUGUGGACGCAUGCUUCAUGGUCCAUCCAUUCCCGGUGCUGUCCGGCGCCCCGGGUCUUAUCAGCUCGAGUUCCUGCACCGGGAUGUAUCUUGCGAAUGACAAGGUUCAGGUGACGUUUACUGGUAAACCGGCGCAUGCUUCGGCUGCUCCGUGGGAGGGCAUCAAUGCUCUAGAUGCUGUGGUGUCUGCCUAUGUCAAUAUUUCCAUGCUCCGACAGCAGAUCUUGCCUACGCAAAAGAUUCAUGGGGUUAUUUCGCGAGGUGGAGAUAGACCGAAUGUUAUUCCUGCCUCUACGACGGUUGAAUACUAUAUUCGAUCAGAGACUGCAAAAACGCUGAAACCAUUGACUGAGAAAGUGCUCAAAUGCUUUGAGGCUGCUGCGAUUGCUACUGGCUGCACGGUGGAAUACGAAUGGGAGGCCUCCUAUAAAGACAUGAAAAUCAAUAAGCCUAUUUGUGACAGCUACGUCUCUGCUAUGACCGCUAUGGGCCACAGCACCAUUUUCGAUGCUGCAGGGCAGGUGGGUGGUCUUAGCGGAGGAUCAACUGAUAUGGGCAACGUCUCAUAUGAAGUACCUGGCUUCCACGGUGGAUUCUAUAUUCACGCUGAUGGUGUCAACCAUACGCCACAAUUUACCGCCGGGGCUGGAUCUGAAGAAGGGUUCAAGCGUAGUUUGCACUGUGCAGCUGGAAUGGCCGUGGUGGCGUGCAGAGCUUUAGUCGAUGAAAGUUUCGCCACUGCCAUCAACUCGGACUUUGAGAAGGUUUAG